AUGGCGGCUGACGGAACGGUUCAGCUCACCAUCGUUUAUGCUGCAUCGGGAAGCUUCUUGACGUCUCUGGCAUGGCCCGCGGCGGCAUCGGUUUCAAGCUUGCAGCGGGAGCUGCAGAAGCACACCCCAACAGGAGCUGUAGGUGACUUGCUGUCGACCACAGGCCCUUUGGCGGGGGAGAAAACCCUAUCAGAGUUGGGUAUCACGACCGGUGCUGUCUUGGAAGCCGUGCUGACUUUUGACCCGUCGCCGAUGUACCUCGUAAACCCCGAAGUGACGGAGUACCUGCUCCUCUUCCGGCACGACGCUUCCAAGAAGUGGGUCUACAACAUGGACAUCGCGCCGGCAGAAGCGCAGAGAGUCGUUGCCGACAUGCGGCCCGUUUCGAGCGGCUUUCCUGGCAUCCCAAUCGUCCUCAGCAGACCCGGCGAGAAUCCUCUUGAGGCCUGCUACCAAGCCUUGGGCCUCCACCAAAGCCUCCGGAAGCACAUGUCGCAGACCUGGAUCCCGAAAAUGACCAGCCGCGAACUGCACCGGGCGAUCGUCGGGCUCGACUCUGACGGCGAUGACUGGGAAACCGAUCUCGGCGAUCUGUCAGAGCUCUUCAACGAGUCGCUCCGGAAGCAGUUCCGCGUGGUGAUCAAGCAUUUCGCAAUGGGCAGCAGCAUGUACACCUCCGUCCUCGGUGGCUAUACAGCCGAUGACUCCAUCGUGGGUUUGCUUUGUGUUUGUUCAUCAGCUAUCGGGAUCUAG
This is a messenger RNA of Symbiodinium necroappetens, 753 nucleotides long. The record is from the annotation of a GenBank genome assembly. NCBI's taxonomy places the organism in Eukaryota, Dinophyceae, Suessiales, Symbiodiniaceae.